Amoebophrya sp. A120 is the source of this 4300-nucleotide messenger RNA. The record is from the annotation of a GenBank genome assembly. NCBI's taxonomy places the organism in Eukaryota, Dinophyceae, Syndiniales, Amoebophryaceae.
GCUCACAGUGUCCCCGCACUUGCUAUUCUCAGAUUUAUCUCUGAGAGUAGUUCAUCUCUCCCACUGGUUUUUCUUCGAACAAAUUUAAGCUUUACGGCGAGGAGUUUUGAAACUUUGUUUCCAAAAGGCUGAAUCAAAUUCAAAAAGUACUUACUACUUACCCCGCGAAGAUAAUUGAAAUAUCGACCUGAAUUCACUUACGUACUGCGACGGCAUUUUUGCAGCCUUUCACAAAUACUUCUGACAAGCAAAGGCAAGGGUAGACUUGAAACUUGUUCGCAGUACCACAACAGAAGAUCUGCACGCAAGAAGAAGAACAGCACCAGCAGCCACACUAAACAACUGCUGUUGUGACCACUUGGACAGGAGUCGCACGACCUCUGUUGUGAAGACACCAGCUGCAAAUGUUGUCACACGAGACUGAGACGCAAGGGGAGAUCACCAUGCAGACUGCUGGAACGGUCCCUGAAUCGCUUACGACCCCUGCCGCACGGUAUCAUCACGUGUCCUCGCGGGACGAUGGAGAACCAGCGGACGAAGGGGCGGCGGGAGAGAAUCUGCUCCCUCCAGCGGUGGAAGGCUAUCCACUGCAAAAGUACUUAUCGUGCUCGUGCUAAUUGCAUAUGCAUUCAUGCACUCGAUUUCACCUGGAUCUUCUGCAUGACAAAGUCCCGUUUUUCUUGUCGAAAGUUUUUGAUGCAAUUUGUUGCUUCUAGCGCGAUGCUUUUGUAGUGCAUAAAGGCGAUGAAGAUGCUGAUGCUGAAAACAAACAACUUGUCUCGAACUGGAGCAAGGGGAACAAGAUCAUCUGUUCCAAGGAUCCGGUGACCAAGAACCACGGCUGCAUGAUGUGGAAGAUCCUGCUGCUCGGCGCUUUGAUUGUGGUCUUGGUGAUUGGUGCGGGGGUCUCGCAUAUGCAGAGCAAAUCGUAUGUCUGUGUCUGGAUUCGUCAUGCGAAUAGAUUUGAAACGACAAGAAGAAGAACAAGUAGAUUCAAGAUCUGUAAUUCAUGGAUAGAGGUUGGAUUGACGUGAGCAGUUAUUUUGUCAUGCUAGAAGGGAGUUUGUUUUUAUGCUACUAAAUGCGAUUGCGAUAGAGCAGGAACAGUGGUAGUGCUGGUGGUGAUAUGCCGUGCAGCGGAAGCCUCUGGCACACAAGAACCACCGUGACAAACUGUCCGCUUCCUUCCAGACCCAGACACAUUUGCAUUUGAUAUCUAAGUCGGCUGCGAUCCAGAAACUGGUAUUGACAGACCGGUGUGUCAAUUCCUCUUGCUGGUUUUGUUUCCUUCUCUUUCCCUCCUUUCAAUUGGACAGUAAUUGAAAAUAAUAGAUUUUGAUUUUCGCGUAUGGAGCGUCCGGUGGUUGAGGCUGCCCUGUAAGAUCAAAUCUCAACGGAGAGCAUGAAGAUGAUGCAAAUGAAGAUGUACCUAGACCUACAAACUCAAGAUAUGUUGAAAUUCGACCAUAAUAACUAUACUUCCCAGUUCCCGCCGCUUGCUGAUCUGAUGCGGUUCAAGUCCGGUCCGCCUUCGGGCAAGAAAAACGGGCUUCGCGGCUUUCUGGCGCCGAAGCAGGUCGCGAAGGAAGUUGACGAGAAGGGUGCUGAAGAUCCCCGGCCUACCGUGGAAGCCGCGCCGAAUCAUCUUGUCUCGCCGGAGAUUGCCGCUUCGAAGGUACCUUCUUAGUUACUCAUCAAGAAUCCAAGUCUUCCGCUUAUGUCUCCAUCAUUGACGAACUACAACUAUGUAUGUAUUUAGAUUUAGAAUUCGAAUUAUCUUCUUCUACCUAGUACUACACUGCACGUACACCAAGAUAGUCUGAAGACGACGACGGCCAAGUUCCUGACGCGCAUCCUAGACGUGGGGUCUCGGAAUUUGGCGUUUUGAAUGCAAGUACGUAGUACUUAUUUGCCAGCACGAGGAAAUAAAGUGUAAGUGAAGUGUGGUACCAUACCGCGACUUCAAAUUGUAGCUGAGCUGCAGCUGCUCAAGUUCGAACUUUUUUUUUGCAUAUCUCUACAAAACCUACACGUUCAUGGCGAGAAGUAUACUUACGCCCGCUGCAACAUACGCAAAAGUGUUGAAGGCAGCCCUCACUGAUGUCAAUCGCCGGAUGUUUCAUGGUGGAUGACUUUUUGUCAUACCAUGCCUCACGUACACCAUCAGAAGUGUACUUUUGGCGUCGGCCGCAAGAAAAAAUGCCUGCGUUUCGCAGGUGGAGCGCGCAUUUUUUGAAAAACUCUGACUCUGACUCUGAUGGUGUUGAUGUUUUCCGAGAAGAGCAUUUUUAGGUCUGAGAGGUCAUCGUGCUGCGGCGCCGUUGCCAUGCCUAGUGUGUGGUAUCAUCAGGCCGAAGGCAACCAAAUGUCAAUGGAAAUUAUGAGUAGCUUUUUCAUUCUGAAAUACAAAUAAUACACAGCCCAUUGUCGACCCACCGGUGGCGAGCGCGGUGGGCGAUGGAGGAGAAGCCGCCCGUUCCGACCACGUCGACGAAGCUCUGAAGUACCAAAGUGAGAAACGUCGACACACGACCUCAUAGAUUAGAGCCGCAGGGGAGACCGGCUACAGCUAUUUGCUGAUUUUCUACUACAUAGAGUACUUGUAUGCAUGAAAAGGGGCGAUGGAGACACCGCCACUGUGCGCCUUAUCUAUCAACAAAGGCAUGUUGUAAUUUUCACAUAUGUGUUGACACUUUUUACUCACAUUUGUGAUCGUGGCGCAUUGAAAGAAGACUGGCGAGCGGGGAGUUGUCCCUCUGAUGAGACAUAGUUUGUUAGGUGUGGUUUAUUCUCACUUUGAUACGAGCCAGGCGCAGGCGGUUGCCUUCCUGGAUGUUGAGCAGAAAGUGGGAAAGCUGUAUCAUGUGGAGAAUGCUAGCUACAUACACUUUUUUUUAUUAUGGCCGACUGUCCACCUGGAUGUAUUUCUAUUUUUCGUGUCGUGUUGAUAAAUACUUUCGAGUACGUUACGUACUCCACGACCGGCAGCUGUGUUGCGCAGAUAUUGUCAGAAAAAGGGAAGGGUCCCGAGGACGAGCAGGCAUGACAGAGCUGACGUAAAGGACGUAAAGCAGAUGAACUGAAAGAGGAUCGAAGCUUCGAAUUUCGUAUAGUGAAAACUGCAAAAGUCGAGACUCGAAGCUCGAGAGUUGAGAAGCUAGGUUCGAAGUCCGCAACCUGCUUUUCGUUGGCUUUGCAAGAAACCGCCUCGGCGCCGCGCCGGGCUCAGCAACUAGGACGAUGAAUUUAUUUUUUGGCACCCACACCUAAUUGAGUCGUCCGACUCCGAGCUGUUUGUUUGAUUUUGCACCAGUCAAACUAACCCAGCCAUGCGCCAGCCUGCCGAUACACGUUACUUAGUACUGCAGAUAGUACUCAUGUAGUUGGCCAUGAUCACUGAUGAUGAUGAUGAUGAUGAUGAUGUGCUAGCUUUUUUCCGUGCGAAAAGUUGACCGAGCACCAAGGGCAGGCGCUGUCGCCUGGGGAGGUGACAUGUGGGGGUGCUGGGGAUACACCGUCCGAGUUUGGUUCGAAGCAGCUUGAGCACAUCCUCAACCGUGCCGAGCACGAGCAUGAUGCGAAUCGGAACCUUGCAAUCCUUCCCAUGCCGCUGGAUGAGGCCAUCGACACGCUCAUGUUUGUCGGAUUCCGUGUCUAUUGUAACUACAACCCGCGAGAUCUGGACACUGCCACGGUCGAUGCGAUCGCAAAGAAAAUCUUUGCUGAUUCUCGCAUCGAGCGGUCAGACCUGAACGUGAUCAAGUACAAGAUCGAAAAAAGGCGGCACCUUACGUAUAUGCUGAGCAAAAGCCUGCCUCCCAACCCCAGAGUUGUGGCCUGUCGUCAAAACAUUUGAACGUUUUUUUUGUAUUUCAAUUUGGUUUUAUUUUCCAGUUGUACGUGAAACACCCCGCCAGAGUUGUCAUACUGAUUUGCAUCCACAGCGGACACAUUGGUGGUGCGCAUCCAUAUGAGAGGUAUUUCCAGUGGUGUUUUUGCAUUUGUAGUGCUGUGAAACGCUUAUCCGAUGAGGUUUAGGCAUAUGCAGCAGUCCUACUUGCUAGUAACUGUUUUUACAAAAAUGUAGGCAGACAGAUGCUUGCCACUUGUGGCUCUCAAAACUUGUGAUAAUAUGCUCGAGAAUUACCAACUUGACUGUAACAGGGCCGGUACGCUUUCACUCAGGAUAUUGUACACUGGUGCCGCACCUCGCGACUCGUUGAAAGGGAAUCGCAAGGUCCAAUUGGCGAUGAAGGAAGAGCAGGAGCAGGGGGGGGGGCGCGGCCCUUUGUCCGACUGA